This is a messenger RNA of Closterium sp. NIES-67, 1984 nucleotides long. NCBI's taxonomy places the organism in Eukaryota, Viridiplantae, Streptophyta, Zygnematophyceae, Desmidiales, Closteriaceae. The record is from the annotation of a GenBank genome assembly.
GUGCGACUCUUCAUCUGACGACAGCAUCACGAGACUAUCCGAUCAUUUGCACCUAGACCCGCCGUUGAGCUAGCGAUAUUCUUCUAUGCCUCCUUCCAAGUAAACCUAGUUUCCAGUUCUAGCCACGGAGCCUAGCUGCUUAGUGAUAGUAACAACUACGGCGCCGUGUCUAGUGUCAGGAUGGCUAGUCAAAUCCAAGUGGCGGGAUUGCAAGGGCAGGAAGACUGGGAGGAGGAGUACCGGCCGUUGCCGCUUCUCUUCGUGUGCUCGCUAGCGACGUGGACGGUGCUCUUUGGAGUGUGGAUUUGGAACACGUGGACGAAGCGCCACUGGCAGACGAGCUACCUUCAAUGGGCCCUUGCUCUCGUACCAGCGCUCAAGUGCGUCGUCCUCGGCCUCUCCUUCUUCUUCUGGCACUGGUGCUUGCACUUCGACACGUGCUCCUUCUGGGUCGCGUUCGGCGUGUUCGUCUCGCGAAUCUUCUUCGAAACCACGUGCUUCAUCAUGUUCCUGCUCAUCGCGCACGGCCUGGGCAUCACGCAGGAUUCGUUAUCCAUGGCACAGAGGCGUUCUAUAGCGGGUCUCAGCGGCAUGCUCUACAUCUCCAUUACCGCGUACAAGGCGGCCCUUCCGCAUUUCCAGAUCAUUCUAGCGGGCGUCUACACUCUUCUGCUGUACGCCAUAUUUUCAAACGUUGCGCGGAGAAUGGGUGCGCUGCAGGAGCAGCUGCGCCAGGCGGAGGCGGAGGGCGCGGCGGUGGAGGGGGGCGCGGGGAGCGCGCUGUACCCUGCGCUGCUGCACCGCCUGGCGCUGUUCCGCAGCUUCCAGGGCGCCAUGCUGGCCAUCGUGCUCAUCGAAAUACUCCUUCAAACCAAGUCGGACGUGCUGGGCCCGUACUGGGUGCGGCUGCAACUGAGGGAGGUGGCGGAGGUCGCCGUGUUCCUUUUCAUCGGGUGGACGUUCCGGUCGCGGCUGAUGGCGCCCAUCUUCAUGCUCCUGCCCGCCGAGCAGCACCCCCUCCCGCCCAUUCACCGCGUCGACAUGGACGACAAGGGCUUUCAACGGCUGAGAUCAAAGGACUGGACCAUCGGCAUCUGCACCACCACCUUCUCGUCCUCCGAUUCAGCCGCUGCUGGCGGCGCUGGCUUCGCGUGUAACGCAGGAGCGCCCAUGGUGGUGGUGGUCCAAAACCCCCAAGCCGCCUCGCCCUCCAUGUCCCCUGCCCUCCACCCCAUCUCCAUGCCGCCCUCACUCACCCCCUCCCCCAUUCGCCCGCCCGUUGGAGCUUCCCCACUUGGUGCCUCCUCAUCUCCUCUACCUCCGCCCCUGGUGCCGCUGUCGCUCUCGUCGCCCCUCCUCUCCCCGAACUCCAGACAGCCCAUGGAGGUGCCUGUGCCCCUCAGCCUUCCCUUGGGCCUCUCCAUACCCUCACCGCCGCCUGCCUCGCUACAUGUACCAGUGCAUGUGCACGUGCCUGUGCCUGUGCCUGUGCAUAUGGCCAUGGCAAUGCCUGCCCUGCCGAGGGUGCAGAACCCACUGAUGCCUCAACAACCACAGGAGAUGGGAGAGCAUGGCACACAUCAACAAGGACAGGCGCUAUAGCAGCUACCAAGGCAGCAGCAGCACUAGCAGCAGCAGGCUCCAGAGAGAAUAGUUUAUGGGCCAGCAGAGGGUAUAGUACCUAAUUGGUUCAUUUAUUCCAUUUAACAGCAACCUCGACAGCAGCUACAGCAGGUGUAGGCGUUGAAGCUUAGUGGUAGAGUAAUUUGCUGACUUGAUCAGCCCGUAAGCAGCUGGUAGGGAGGUGCACAUAGCUAUGUGUAGUUGCUGCACUACUUGUGCAGCCUAGCACACUGUAGUUGAGGGACAUACAGUUGGCUUUAACGCAACUGCGCCUAACACGAUCCGACUUGUAGGAACAGACCAUAUGUCAGAAUUGUUCCGUAUUUACCCGGCUGAAACGUUUCCUGUAAUUGAAGCCUCA